GCCGCCCCCCCCCUCCUCCCCAGAUGUAGAGGGAGUUGUCAUCUGCAGCAGCCGUGUACACAACCCUUGUGCUGUCCAGUGAAGUUGCCCACCAUGCGUGAGUAUAAGCUAGUGGUGCUGGGAUCAGGAGGCGUGGGAAAAUCAGCACUGGUGAGUGAUCGCUGCUGCCGUGGGUGGGAAUCCGCAUCGCCGAUACCUCAGUUAACAUGUUUAUUACAGUUUUAUAGUAAAAUAUGUUAUUGGCACAAUUGUGAUGCAGUUUACAAAAACUUGGAGUGCUUUUAAAUGAGAAGACCAGUUAGUUUUAAACAGAAAUGUAUUCUGUAAAAUGGUAGGUGCUUUCUUAGCGAUACAAGUUGUGGUACAGGGUUUUAUUCUGCAGAUAAAAUGUUCAAGGAUGUAAUAUUUCAAGAGGCCACAAUAAAUAAAAGAGAGACUAGGAACAAGCCUGAGUCAUGAGCUAUGCAGCUUCAAGAAUAUAAAUUACCCUUGUUAAGAAAUUAAACUGGCGUCUAGUCAGAGACUAAAGUUGAAUCAUAAUAUUUAAAUCAACAAUAAGUGUAUUUUUAUUUUGGGAAAUAGAAGUAGUACAAACUGUGAACAUUACAUGAGAGUUGAUACAUUUUUAAAUAAUGAAAAACUAAUGUUUCCUUUGUUUUAUUUGUCCAUUUCAGACAGUCCAAUUUGUGCAAGGCAUUUUUGUGGAGAAGUAUGACCCGACAAUAGAAGACUCCUACAGAAAGCAAGUCGAGGUUGACGGGCAGCAAUGUAUGCUUGAAAUCCUCGACACGGCUGGAACAGAACAGUUCACGGCUAUGAGGGACCUGUAUAUGAAGAACGGCCAAGGUUUUGCUUUGGUGUACUCUAUUACAGCGCAGUCGACAUUUAACGACCUACAGGACCUCCGGGAACAGAUCCUGCGAGUAAAGGACACUGAGGAUGUUCCUAUGAUCCUGGUGGGAAACAAAUGUGACCUGGAGGACGAGCGUGUGGUUGGCAAGGAGCAGGGUCAGAACCUGGCCCGUCAGUGGAACAACUGUGCCUUUUUAGAGACUUCAGCUAAAUCAAAGAUCAAUGUUAAUGAGAUUUUCUAUGAUCUGGUGCGACAGAUCAACAGAAAAACGCCGAUGGAAAAGAAGAAGACAAAAAAGAAGUCAAGUUGCACAGUGCUCUAAAUGCCCUCCCACAGUAGCUCCAGGCCAGAAACUUGUAAUGAUUAACUGUUUCCCAUUGGAUCGUGUGCCAGCAUUCCCAAGUCCUCUCCAGAGCAUUUUGAAAAAAGGCUGACAGAGAUACUUCACCACUCGCAAAAUGGCAGGAGACGGCACAUACUCUCUCUUCUCUGCUUUUUUUUAAUGGCAAAGAAAUCCACCUCUUCUUUGUAUUGGCAGCCUGAUGACAACUCUGUUUUUGUUUUGUUUUUUUUAGUUUUUCUCUUCUCCAAUGUGUCUUUUCUUUUGGAAAUAUCAGUAUAAAAGAAGAAGAGGCCAUGGGUUUAAAUCCAUAUACGGGAACUAAAAAAAAAAAAAAUGUUUUUAUUGAAAGUAACAUCAAUCUUUGGCAUAUUGUGACAAUACGUUUGCAAAAGAAAACAUGUGAAAUGUUGGCCUUUCUCAUACAUUUCUGCACUAACAGUGUCAAAGAUGCAUCAUUGUCCAUAAGUUACUUGCUCUUACUUACAAGGAUGUGUAUUGACGAGAUAACAUCUUUCCUAAGUGACUUUGUUUUAUAUUGAAAGCUGCAAGCCUUCCAUAUUUCCCAUAAUAUAUUCUACUUCCAUUUUUGCAUAAUAAAGCUAAGGAAAUUAGUAUUUUAUAGACUGACGGGGGAAAAAUGGUGUGUUCUGAUUUGUGUCUUGAGGCUGAAAAUAUAUUGUACUAAACCAACUCUAAUAUUGCUGUCACAGAUGAUUUUCCAGCUUUUAUGAAUGAUUAAAUUUUUAGUACAUUUUCAUUA
Messenger RNA from Morone saxatilis (striped sea-bass), 1956 nucleotides. RefSeq names its product ras-related protein Rap-1A. Gene Ontology annotation, cellular component: plasma membrane. The record is from RefSeq and is a predicted model, not a curated record. Gene Ontology annotation, biological process: negative regulation of synaptic vesicle exocytosis; Rap protein signal transduction; cellular response to cAMP. Lineage: Eukaryota; Metazoa; Chordata; Actinopteri; Moronidae. Gene Ontology annotation, molecular function: GTP binding; GTPase activity; GDP binding. Bases 771 to 1175 code for a protein of 134 amino acids. The transcript is spliced from 7 exons.